Messenger RNA from Medioppia subpectinata, 2360 nucleotides. The record is from the annotation of a GenBank genome assembly. NCBI's taxonomy places the organism in Eukaryota, Metazoa, Arthropoda, Arachnida, Sarcoptiformes, Oppiidae.
UUAGUGCCAGUCCUCGCCUGUCAGGACAGACUCCUCCGCAUUAUUAAAGACUCUUCGUGUCAGUACGAGAUUGAGAUCUCAGGCAUUCCCAAUGCAUUGCUUUGGAUGCACUACUCGGCCAAUGGUGUCACUGAGACACUUGUUUGCUACGGCACACUCGAUGGCAAAGUAGCUCUCGUCUCCAUUGAUUUCAGCAAAAAACCAUUGGAACCGUUGCACAAGUGGGAGAUACCAGAUAAAGGAUCUAAACCAUCGGUAACCUGCAUAUCAAUUGCUGAUUCGGCCGCAGAGCUAUAUGUCGGCAGAUCUGAUGGAAAUGUUGAGAUUUGGUCCUUCGCUGAAACCCUCAAUGAAAAUGGAGAGGAAAUGAUUGACUUAAGUCUGGCGCCAAUUCUUCGCGACCAACACAAUUGCGGCGAGAGUUUGACCUCAUUGUUAGUCUGCAAUUACGGGAAUCUAAUUCUUGGUUCGACUUUCACUGGAGUUAUAUUUGGAUUAACGAGAAAUGAAAUGAUUAAUCAAAAACUGAAUCCAAAUUAUCUGCUAAUCAGUAAAGACAUGGCAAUGAAGAUCGAAGGGCUUAGAGAUGAAUGCGAACGAUUGGAGCAGAAGUUGGCUCAAGAGAGGGAACGCUAUCAGGAAAUGACCACAAAAGGCGGAUCCGAUGAUUUGGAGACUUCUGAUAAGACGUAUAACACUAAAUACAAAUUACCGACAUUUAAUUGGGUGCCAUUGAAGCCAAACCAAGUGAAGGGAACCAUAUUUAAUGAGUUCCAUAACGAGGAUAAGAUCCUCAAAGCCGUCAAUUUUGAUCACUUCGAAGAACAGUUCAAAUUAGGCACUAAACCAGAACUGAUGCGCAAGAACUCGGUGUCCACACUCAACGCCAGCAAACGCUUUAAAUUGCCCGAAAAAGUGUCGCUCUUAGAGCACAACCGGUUGCGAAAUAUGGCCAUUUCGAUGCGCAAGAUUGACAUCGACACCGAUUCCGUGGUUCGCGCCAUCAACUCAUUCGACACCAACUGUUUGACCGCCGAAUAUCUGGAAGUAUUGCUUCGAAUGAUACCCAAUGCGGACGAAGCGAAGGCAUACCGCGAGUACGAGCGGUCCGGACGGCUGUUGGACGAGAUGAACGAAGUCGACAAAUUCCUCUUUCAUAUCUCCAAAAUCGAAAGACUAGAACAGAAGCUUAAGAUUAUGUUUUAUAUGACAUCUUUAGUGCAACCGAAUCAGAGCCGAGAGGAGAGUAUUGUCAGCCAAUGCCGCUCUCGCAUAGCGGUCAUCACCGAAGCCGCGAGACUUCUUCGCAAAUCUCAAGGCAUUCGUAUGAUUUUGGAACACGUCUUGGUGUUUGGCAAUUAUCUCAACUGUUCCACACGUACUAUAGCCACGGCUCCGGCCUAUGGCUUCAAACUGACCACUUUAGACCUCAUCAGUGAAACCAAAUCAAGUGUGGAUCGUUCGCGAUCUCUAUUGCACUAUAUAUCAGAUCACAUACUAAACAGUGCUGAAAACGGACCCAAACCCAUACGGGUUAACCCUUUUGUAACUCUCGGCAAAAACUCUGGUCAUAUGUCCGGUACGGAUACGUUAGAAAACAUUAAAAUGCCGUUUGAUUUGGAAAAGUUGUUAACCGCUGUCGAGAGGGCGACCGUCGUCUCAAUGGAGACCUGUGUUCUGGAAGUGAUUGACUUAGAGAAGGGAAUGGAGUUAUGCAAACAGGAGCUCCAGUUACGCAACAGCAGCGGUUUGGCCAACAAUCAGGCGACACAACACUUGCGACAAUUCAUUUCAAACAAAUCGCCAGAAUUACAGGCACUCAGAGAGGACCUGAAGAGAGCGCAACACGAGUACAACGAAUGUGUCGAGUAUUUCGGCGAAAGCACUAAAUUGAUGGAAUCGUCGAACCAACUGUUCGGCACAUUCACGCGAUUCCUCAAGAAUUUCAAACAAUGCCAAAGCGAUAACAUUACCGCUCAGAGGAAGAAGUUUGAAGAAGAGCUCAGACAACAGAUACUGGAAAAGCAGCAAAAGUCGCCCGAAAAGGAGGCCUCAAAUGAGGUGAAAGUGAGAGAAAAGCGUUUACUAAAGCAGGACGAGGUCUACAACGGCGCUCUCGAAGACAUACUCCUCGGUCUUAAGAACGAGCCCUACAGGAGGGCAGACGCCGUCCGCCGCAGUCAACGCCGAAAACAGGAAAAUAUUAGACUUUCAUCAACAGAAUUGAUGGAAAUGUAAAAUAGUUUUUAAGUUUCAAUUUUAUUUAUUAAUCAAAUAUCAAGUGAUGUUUUGCAUAAUUUUUUAUUUGUCAAUCAAAACGGAUUUAAUUGUGAAAUAAUAUUUUCUGUGAAUUUUAUAUA